Molecule: messenger RNA, 537 nt
Organism: Trypanosoma theileri
Lineage: Eukaryota; Euglenozoa; Kinetoplastea; Trypanosomatida; Trypanosomatidae
Exons: 1
Coding region: 1-537 (178 amino acids)
Source: RefSeq, a predicted model, not a curated record
AUGUCACUUCACUGUUUCUUUGGUUUGGAAUUACGGGCCGACGGUGUGCCAAUCACUCCACCGAUGCCUCCCAACACUUCUCUGGUGCUCACACACUGUGCCCUCACCUCCACAAUGCCAGGCACUCUUACUUUAUAUGUGCAGAGCCACGAUCAACCAAACCGUUUCGCACUCUGUACACUCUCUGCAGAUCGCAGUAUCUUCUACGCCCCACUGCAACUCAUCUUUGCACAGAAAGUCUCCUUUACACUUGUGGCCUCUCAGACAACAACAUCAUCAACAUCAUCAUCAAAUGCGGCUUCUGAAAAAUAUCCAACGGUGCACCUUACCGGUUAUUUUGAGAGUGAUGAGGAGGGCCAGCAGAUUGGCGCAGGGUUUGAUGGUAUAAACGAAGAUGAUGAUGAUGAGGAAGAGGAUAUGGAAGAUAUGGAGGCAGCAGGGCGAAAACGUGCGAGGUCCGAUACAAAGAAAGAGAAACAACAACAACAACAACAGCAAGAGGGGAAAAAGAAAAAGAAGAACAAGAACAAGAAAUAA